AUGUUCUUUUUAAUUGUGGAAGAGGGGCAUCCUUGGACUAUUCGGCACACAGUGUUAGAAAGAGUCACUACUCCUUCAAGCAACCCAGUUGUGCUUGGAGAUUAUGAUAUCUACCCUACAGGAUCUAUUCAAGUAACCAAUGUAGCAUGGUUUGUUCGACUCAUCAGCCAUUCUGUCUCAGGUCGAGAAGAUAAAUUCCGAGAUGGAGUUCGUGCUAGAGAUGGAAAAUGCGUCAUAUCCGGACAGGUCAACCCUGGGGCCCAGUGGGAUGACUGGGCAGGGUUUGAGGCUGCACAUGUCUUCCCGCUAAAGAAGGUGAGUUUCUGGAUUGAGUUUAACUAUGGAUGCUGGAUAACAAACAUGGAUGAUGCUGUGGGAGUGUCCAAAAUUCAUUCCAUUCAGAAUGGAAUACUCAUGACAGGACAUCUGCACACUCGCUUUGACCAAUACCUGUUCUCCGUGAACCCAGAUGAUGGUUACAAGAUUGUUGAGUUCGGGCCUGGCAGCUGGGGAAUUGACGGAUGCGUAUUGAACCCUGUUUGCUGCGAUCCAACCACCAAUAGUCACGUCUCAGAUGAGCUGCUCCGGUGGCACUUUCGACAGUCUGUGCUUGCCAAUAUGCGGGGUGCAGGAGAGCUUAUCUUUGAGUCUGAUUUCCCCCCUGGAUCAGAUAUGAUGGCAACAUUGCAUUUGAACUGUACGGCAAAGAGAGGCUUGAGAUGGAACUUGAAUCAAGGCUCCGGUCUGAGAUUACGAACAAAUAGCGGAAAUCUUACUCAUUCUAUGUCACCGACAACAUCCAUCAAGUAUGGCAUAAUCCAUCUCGCUGAUGCAGUGCAAACGCAUGCGCGGUUACAUCUACAUCAAAACAUGGGCAACAAAGUCAUCAUCACAACCAUAUACUCAGUGGAGGAGCAAGAGGUCACGAGACCGUGCAACAUAGCUUGA
Paracoccidioides brasiliensis Pb18 is the source of this 948-nucleotide messenger RNA. RefSeq lists its product as uncharacterized. The record is from RefSeq and is a predicted model, not a curated record. The coding region runs from base 1 to 948 and encodes 315 amino acids. The transcript is spliced from 4 exons.